Molecule: messenger RNA, 768 nt
Organism: Fraxinus pennsylvanica
Lineage: Eukaryota; Viridiplantae; Streptophyta; Magnoliopsida; Lamiales; Oleaceae
Source: the annotation of a GenBank genome assembly
AUGACUAAGCUGCCUUUGGUACCUAUUACUCAUGAAAAUAGAGGUAUUAGCUCGAGUGUUCCACAGAGUCCACUUGGAAUCAAUAUAGAGUCAAUUUACGACGAAUUUCAGGAAGGCGAGGACAAUUUGUUGUCAAGGGUUAGGAAAAUUGGAACUUGUUUGAUUUCUAGUGAUGCUAUUAGUCAGGAAGUCAAGGAAGAUGAUCCGGUGGCACUCACUAGCGACCAUUUUCAGGAUACCAUAUCUUCUCAAUAUGUGUCUAAUGGUACUAGCAGCUUGUGCAUUCGGGAAUGUGCAGUUCUGGAAGCUAAUUCUGAGACAAUAGCAGUUGUUUCCAUAGAUGAAAAUGGUGAUGUUACUCAUGGCGUUAAGAAACUUGUUUCAUGGGAAUCAAAUAUGAAGCCAGAGAUAAUCAAUGAUCUCAUUUCUAUUGAAGAAAAUUGUGAGGCUAGAGGCAUUGACGCAUCAAAAAUGACAUUUUCUGCUUCCCUUCUUGAGGUUCCUGAGGAAGUGAAGACGAAAUUGAAUUUUCCUCCUCUUUGGGGAUUCACAUCUGUCUGUGGACGGAGGCUGGAGAUGGAAGAUACUGUCAUAGCUUUACCUCGGUUCUUGACUAUCCCUUCUCAACUGUUGACCGAUAGGCCAAUUAUGAAUGUCAGGCAUCAAGAUUUAAAAGCCCACUUCUUUGGAGUUUAUGAUGGACAUGGGGGCCAGCAGGUUGCUGAAUAUUGCCAUAAACGCAUUCAUUUAGCAAAUCGACUCCUCUAG